Messenger RNA from Camelina sativa (false flax), 263 nucleotides. The record is from RefSeq and is a predicted model, not a curated record. Lineage: Eukaryota; Viridiplantae; Streptophyta; Magnoliopsida; Brassicales; Brassicaceae.
CGUUUAAUUUGAUCAUCCCAAAGAUGUUUGAGAUUGUUCAGGCGGUUUUCGCCGCCGGGUGUGCACUAGCUCUUUUGACAUUCGCUGGUAUAACCCUCGGCGGCUCAGUGGUCGCAUUUGUCAUAAGCACACCGCUUUUUGUCAUUUUCAGUCCGGUUCUCGUGCCAGCGACUAUAGCCACUACAUUGCUAGCUUCAGGUUUCACCGCCUCCGGCUCCUUUGGUGCCACGGCUAUCUCCAUCCUUAUGUGGCUCUACAAGUAA